Phodopus roborovskii (desert hamster) is the source of this 1161-nucleotide messenger RNA. RefSeq names its product potassium two pore domain channel subfamily K member 16 (gene Kcnk16). Gene Ontology annotation, biological process: potassium ion transmembrane transport; stabilization of membrane potential. The transcript has 5 exons. NCBI's taxonomy places the organism in Eukaryota, Metazoa, Chordata, Mammalia, Rodentia, Cricetidae. Gene Ontology annotation, molecular function: potassium ion leak channel activity. The record is from RefSeq and is a predicted model, not a curated record. Gene Ontology annotation, cellular component: membrane. The coding region runs from base 267 to 1145 and encodes 292 amino acids.
AGCAGAAGAUGAAACCAGAUGUGCCCAGGAGAAGCCUGUAGGUGUUCCUGAGGGGCCCAUGCAUUUGCUGCCUUGCUGCUGUGCAUGGAAAAACAAGGCUGGGUGGGGGAUGGCAGGCCUGUUUGCACACCACACUGUUCAAACAGACUCCCCUGCCGCAGACACCUGUGAGGUAAAAGACAGGGAAGGCAGUAGCAGGGGCUCUCACCUCUUCUCAACGCUCCCCACAGCCACCCUGACAGCUGUUGCAAAGUCCUAGCCACACCAUGCCCCGUGCUGGGCUCUGUAGCUGCUGGGGUGGCCAGGUAUUGCCCCUGCUUCUGGCCUAUAUCUGCUACCUGCUGCUCGGGGCCACCAUCUUCCAGCUGCUGGAGAAGCAGGCAGAAGCUCAAUCCAGGGACCAGUUCCAGCUGGAAAAGCUGCGCUUCUUAGAGAACUACACCUGCCUGGACCAGCAGGCCCUGGAGCAAUUUGUACAGGUCAUCCUGGAAGCCCGGGUGAAAGGUGUGAACCCCAAAGGCAACUCCACCAACCCUAGCAACUGGGACUUUGGGAGCAGUUUCUUCUUUGCAGGCACAGUGGUCACCACCAUAGGCUACGGAAACCUGGCACCCAGCACGGAGGCAGGUCAGGUCUUCUGUGUCUUCUACGCCCUGAUGGGCAUCCCACUCAACGUGGUCUUCCUCAACCACCUGGGCACAGGGCUGCGUGCCCACCUGACCACACUGGACAGGUGGGAGGAUCAUCCCAGGCAAUCCCAGCUCCUGCAGGUCCUGGGCCUGGCUCUGUUCCUGACUUUGGGGACCCUGGUCAUUCUCAUCUUUCCACCCAUGUUCUUCAGCCAUGUGGAGGGCUGGAGUUUCCGUGAGGGCUUCUACUUUGCCUUCAUCACCCUCAGCACCAUUGGCUUUGGCGACUACGUUGUUGGCACAGACCCCAGCAAGCAUUACAUCGCUGUGUACCGGAGCCUGGCAGCUAUAUGGAUCCUUCUAGGGUUGGCGUGGCUGGCGGUGGUCCUUAGCCUGGGAUCCCUGCUUCUGCACAGGUGCUCCCGGCUCUGGCUACUCAUCAGAGGCCUGGACCUCAAGGAUGGAGCAGACCCUGACUCUGACACUAGGCCACAGAAAAUUCCUAUCUCUGCAUGAAAGGCAGGGGUCCUGC